Sparassis crispa is the source of this 642-nucleotide messenger RNA. RefSeq lists its product as hypothetical. The record is from RefSeq and is a predicted model, not a curated record. The transcript is spliced from 5 exons. Lineage: Eukaryota; Fungi; Basidiomycota; Agaricomycetes; Polyporales; Sparassidaceae. Bases 1 to 642 code for a protein of 213 amino acids.
AUGCUUUGGCUGCAGAUCUUUAGGAUCGUGGUAUUCGUCUGGGUUGUGCUCUGUGCUGUGAUUGUGUUGGGUCUUGGGGGCCAUAUCAUCAAUUUCACUGUAACAUAUCUCCAUGGUUAUUAUGUGUUCACGGCAUUGGGUGUCGCAACCGCCUCUCUGACCAUUCUCACGUUGCCCGUGAUGUUCAUUGUCGACAUCGCUGUGUCCAACAUUGUAUUCACUUCUUGGAUUCUGAUCGAGCUGAUUUGGCUGACUAUCCUUUGGGUCCUCUGGCUAUCUACUGGAGCAUACGCAGGGAGCUUCAUCGGGCCGUGCCAAUACGUCGACGAGACCGGCAUUUCCGUCCUCGUCGCGGGCUGCCACGAAUCGCAGGCCCUCGAGGCCUUCUCGUUCCUCGCUUGGAUUCCUCUGAUGGUUUACACGAUCACCCUGCUGGUGGUCAGCAUGGUCAGCGCGAACCGCGGCUCGUCCGUGUGGACUUCCUCCGUGAGUGAGGCGGACUGGGCUUCGUCUGGCUCUUCGAGGCCUGCGGUACCUGCGAGUCAGUAUCAGAUAGGCGCCGUGCCGACGAGCGGGGCAUUCCAGUCUUACCAGGAUGCUGCUCCUCAGUUUCAGCAGCCCCCUCCCUCAUCCAUUGUCUGA